Molecule: messenger RNA, 2433 nt
Organism: Procambarus clarkii (red swamp crayfish)
Lineage: Eukaryota; Metazoa; Arthropoda; Malacostraca; Decapoda; Cambaridae
Product: facilitated trehalose transporter Tret1-like
Biological process (GO): transmembrane transport
Cellular component (GO): membrane
Molecular function (GO): transmembrane transporter activity
Source: RefSeq, a predicted model, not a curated record
AUGGCACUCAUGCAAUUAGAAAUCGGUGUGAUAGUGGGAUUUUCAGGGAUCACGCUGCCACAGAUGACGGAUCCGGAAACACACAACCUCUUCCUAAACCCGUCAGAAGCAGCUCUUUUUGGAAGUCUCGUGAACGUAGGAGGUACUGCUGGGUGCGUCGUGUGUGGACCUCUGUUGGUGAACCUCGGUCAACGAGUGACCCUCCUCCUGGCCAUACCCUUCCUCGUGGCUUCCUGGCUCGCACUCGCUCUUUCCAAUAGUGUCUGGCUGCUCCUGACAAGUCGCACCAUUCUAGGUCUUAUUAUGAGCAUCCUGCAAUCUAGUACAGGCCAAUACAUCGCCGAAAUCGCUCACAAGAACGCACGUGGAACUCUCGCUGGAGCUAUUUCACUUGCUAGACAAACUGGUGGUCUAAUGGUAGCUGCCCUAGGAAUUUCGAAGCUCGAUUGGCGACAAAUGGGCUUAGUUUACUGCGGUUUAUCUGCAAUUCCUUUCUUCGGCCUCCUCCUCUUGCCGAACUCCCCCCGCUGGCUCGUUUCUCAGGGCCGCGUUACCGAAGCUCAGAAAGCUCUCAACUUUUUCAGAGGUAAGCAUUAUGACUCUGAAGAAGAGUUAAAAGGCAUCACACAACACGCUGGAGAUUCUAGGAGGGGUGACAGCUCUUGGCAGCAAGCACGGCUAAUCUUGGAACCAGCAACUCUACGCACGUUCUGUUUAGUGGCAAUUUUAAUUCUCUUGAUGUCAUUGAAUGGAAGUUUUGCUAUGACAACAUAUUUAGUGCCUAUCUUCCAAUCGACGGAAAUCAGCUUAGAUCCAUACAUCACUGCCAUAAUAUUUGGCUCCUUCAAGGUCCUUGGAACGUUUAUUCACCUCUGUAUAAUUGACCGAGUGGGACGUAAGCCCAUAUUAAUACUGUCUUAUUCUGUAUGUUCUUUGUGUAUGGCUGCUUAUGGUGUAUACUUGUACAUGAAGGAGUCCCGGAAUGUUGAUAACAUUUGGUGGCUCCCACUUGCUGCAGUAUUUAUAUACAUUUUAUUUAUCGGUAUUGGACAACCGGUUUUUUCUGUAUUAUGUAUUGAAUUAUUUUCUACAUCGUGUCGAUCUAUUACUGGUUCAUUAAUAGGUUUAGUAAUGAUGUUCGGAAUGUUUGUAGCAUCCCAAACGUUUCCAAUGACAGUAGAAGCACUGGGAGAACAUGGAACGUUUUGGAUCUUCAGUGGUGUGUGCGCAACAUUAACCAUUGUCAGCGCUGUUGCUCUGUCAGAGACACGGGGGCGCUCCCUGGAGGAGAUCACAAGCAACCAGGCUUCGAACCCCAAAAGUGACAGUGGCACGCUUGUGGCUGAUGUUGUGGCCGGUGGGACACUUGUGGCUGAUGUUGUGACCGGUGGGACACUUGUGGCUGAUGUUGUGGCCGGUGGGACACUUGUGCCUGACGUUGUGACCGGUGGGACACUUGUGCCUGACGUUGUGACCGGUGGGACACUUGUGCCUGACGUUGUGACCGGUGGGACACUUGUGCCUGACGUUGUGGCCGGUGGGACACUUGUGCCUGACGUUCUGACCGGUGGGACACUUGUGGCUGAUGUUGUGACCGGUGGGACACUUGUGGCUGAUGUUGUGGCUGGUGGGACACUUGUGGCUGGUGGGACACUUGUGGCUGAUGUUGUGGCCGGUGGGACACUUGUGCCUGAUGUUGUGGCCGGUGAGACACUUGUGCCUGACGUUGUGGCUGAUGUUGUGGCCGGUGGGACACUUAUAGCUGAUAUUGUGGCCGGUGGGACACUUAUAGCUGAUAUUGUGGCCGGUGGGACACUUGUGGCUGAUGUUGUGGCCGGUGGAACACUUGUGGCCGAUAUUGUGGCCGGUGGGACACUUGUGGCCGAUAUUGUGGCCGGUGGGACACUUGUGCCUGACGUUGUGGCCGGUGGGACACUUGUGGCUGAUGUUGUGGCCGGUGGGUCACUUGUGGCUGAUGUUGUGGCCGGUGGGACACUUGUGGCUGAUGUUGUGGCCGGUGGAACACUUGUGCCUGAUACCGUGCUGGCCGUAGCAAUUGGCGGCGUUGUCGAGACAGUCGUUGUAGCAGCCGAUAUAUUUGUCUGGAAUGUGGACGAGGCUAAUUCCGUCGGUGGAGAAGUUGACUCUGUUGCGAGUGAAAAUUCUGUUAUUGUUGACGUUCCUACUGCUGCUGUACUAUUUGAUAUUCCAAGCGGUGCUGCUGUUGCAGUUUCUGAUGUAGCUGUUGCGGUUCCUGUUAGUGUUGUUGGUACGUCAGUUCCCAGUUCUCGUGACACCGUUGUUUCUGAUGGCAAUGAAGUUUCCGUAGCUGCAUACGUGUUAGUUUCUGUACUAUUUUGUUGCAUUGAUAUUGUUCCUCCUGCUGUUAUUCCAUCAGCACUUGGUAGUCUCAUUAGAGCAUCUGCCAAAUAG